This is a messenger RNA of Exaiptasia diaphana, 6893 nucleotides long. RefSeq lists its product as uncharacterized. The transcript is spliced from 9 exons. NCBI's taxonomy places the organism in Eukaryota, Metazoa, Cnidaria, Anthozoa, Actiniaria, Aiptasiidae. The record is from RefSeq and is a predicted model, not a curated record. Bases 4087 to 6756 code for a protein of 889 amino acids.
UCAUGCAUACAUCUCAAUAAAAUGUAAAAAAAUUACUUAAAUAUAAAAAUCUUYUUAAAUUCAAAAAUUGAUAAUAAAUUAUGCAUCUUAUUUUUUCUUUCAAGAUUAUAUAAUGGAAUAUGAGUUUGACUCUGAACAUUAACAAAGGGUGGAGGAUGAACUAACUCAUCUAAUUCACCUAAAAAUGUAUAUUUUUUUAGAAAACUGGAGUUAAUUAGUAAAAAACCAAAACAUCUUGAAUUCACUGAACUGAGCAAAAUAGUAGAACUUACAACUGUUUGUCAGUUGUUGAUGUUUCAUGUAAUUCCCCAGAUAUAAAUGUACACUUACUGAUACAAAAUAUCAAAUCUUUCAAAGAUCAAUAUUGCWAAAAGUUCAGGUUUCCUUAAUUAUGCAUAAAGAAAUGGCAAUAGAGUAACCAAAUGUAAAAUUAUAAAGAACAUUGUUCUUCUUUUAACUUAGACAGUUUUGAACAUYACAAGUACUGAUUUCUGCAAUGUCUCUUUAUAGCAUGAAUGAUGUGGUUACUCUAUUUCGUUGUCACUGAGAAGGAUUGAAAAACUAUAAUUAGAGAAAAUUCUUGACUUACAUUUCAAUAUGCUGCAAAUCAUAAAAAKGUUGCGACAAAGUCAAUGGCAGCUGAACAUCAAUAGAUGGUAGCAUUAUGCUCUGAAAAAAAAUCAUCAAGUUUCUUUGAGAAGAAUAGUCUAAAUUAAAAACAAAAUAGACACACAGCAAUACAAUCACUGSCUCCGCCAGUCGUCCAUCUCUGGAAAGUUCACAUAUCACUUCUUGUUCGGUGACCACACUAAUGACAUCCAAUGAAAAAAUGUCAUCACCUGCCAUUAAAAUGGCAGGUGUUAUUGUCUCCUUGAUGGCGUCAGUCAUACUUUUACCUGUCUGGAAAAAAUAAGUAAAAAUAUAUUUAUUUAAUGUUUAGGUAUUAUAUAUAGACAGUUUGACUUUUGAUUGUUCUUCAGAACAUAUGUGCAUGUGCUUUUUUUGUUGCAUGCUAAAUUUUUUAAUCAAAUUUUAACACAUAUGUGAAUCUUACAAACACAGACAUUGGAAUUUAUCUUGUAAAUAAUGGACAAACAUUUUAUCAUUUUACCUUAACAAGUUUUAAAAUUGCUUCAUGGGAGCUCCCUUUCCUCCCUCCUCCUUUCUUUAGAAGCUGAUUAGCCAGAAUGAACAGGGAAACUCUUUCAUGACAUUCUAAAAAGAAAAAGGAAAAACUUACAAUUAAUUACUAUUAAUAAUAAUAGACAUUUAUCAAGCACAUAAAUAUCCUUAAAUUAAUACAGAAUGUUUUUUAUAACCUGUUUGGCCUUUCAGAGCUACCCAAGGAUGAGUAAACAUUUGAUAAAUAUAGUUUUACCUUUUUCAGUCAAAUUUCCCAAAGAUAUUGCUGUCUCCAUUUCAUUUAAAAGGUUUUUGUUAUGUCCCAUUUCACAACAGUAUUUAUAAAUCCUGGGUAUCCAAUUGUCUGUCAAACUUGCUUUCAUAUAMCGGGUCACACAAUCAUCAGCUAUUAUCCUGCACAUCUCAAGCUUUAUCUAAAAUGAUGAUCUCAAUAUUCAACUGAAUAUAGUUGUUCAGUAGUUCAUAGUAAUGUUGGUCAUAUGACUCAAACGAGCUGGAAAUCGCACCAUGUACAUGCCCCUACGACUUGACUACAACAGUCGUACGCAACCUACGAUUUGUAGUAGCAAAAUCGUAUACUACAAGUUGCAUGCGACAAUCAUACCGUGUAAAUUAGCCUCUAUACAAAUACAAAACUUGAAGCACUUACAUGUGCUGAUGAUUUUAAUGGUGGAUAGUCUUUCAUGAUUGUCUUUACAGGUGUCUGUUCCAUUAUUAGCUUUCUUCUUAGAGGAUAUGMUGUCUCCAUUAGUUUUUGUGCUUCACUAUGGUCAGGACGACUGCUCCUAAAUAGCCUUUUUAACUMUUUGGCUUUUUCAAACAAACUGUCUUCUGUUUCAUCUUCUGGAAUCUCAGGAAUCGAAUUCCAUAUUUGAUCCCUUUUUUGCUGUUUUUUUGGAGGAGCACUACCACUUGAACCUCCAGAGGUACCCAUCGUUUUUGAGAGUCCUCUUCUUGCUGGGGAUCGUUGUAACCUCUUCAUCCUAUGCUUUAUUUUUUGCUCCCAAGAGCCCUGAAAAUARAUAAUGAUAAAGAAUAUUCAACAGAUCAAUAUUCAAAUGUCAUACCAUAAUUAAAAAAGGAUAGAGAAUCCCAACAAUGUACCAAAGAUAUUAUUUUAUUUCAAUGCAUUUAUAAUUAGCCUUUUCGAAUAGUCAUCAAUUCUGAUAUUUAACUCCUAUUUAACCCACUACCUAGUAUAUUUUUUAAUCUCUGCUACUAUCUAAAAAUAAAUCAAUACACUUUGUUUACCCAUUCAGUGGAGGAAGYAAGCYUUUUUUGGUCCUUUAGGAAUGGGUAGGCCAACACAAUCUUUUUGGKAAUUACAACUCUUUCAGCUUCUGUAGGAUAUGUUGUUUCCAGAGAAAUCAGCGUACAUAUGUCCUUCACAAAUUCGUUUCUUUGGCAGUUGUUGAAACGUUUGUUUUUUAUGCCAGUCUCAACAUUUACAGAGAACUAGAAGAAACAAGAUUAUAAUGGAUCAACUUUCUGUACCAUAUAGAAUGAAAGUAUCAARAUGAUAACUAUAAAAUAAUGUUUUAUCAAACUGCUAACCUUUGAUGGAAUCUUGAAYUUGUCUGCCCAAGCCGGAUGGACAUUUUUCUCUGCAGCUCUUCCUCUCUUCAGUUUUCUUCCACUAGAACUGGGACUCUAUAUUUACAACAAAGUAUAAACAUUUUCUUACUAUCUUUAUUAUACAUGAUAUACUAGUUCUCUUUCCACAUGCAGUUUAACACAUGGUGUUUCAAGUAACAAGCGUUUCAGUGUUUGAGAAGAAGUUUUCCUAAAUUUAACUAAAAAUCUACCUACAAUAAACUAUUGAUCUUAAAAUUAAAGCUUACAUCAUCUUCGUCAGGAUUUAGAGCACCAGCUGGAGUUUCUGGUGUCUCUGGCACCAGUUCAAUAGUUGGCAGUGGAGGAUCAGCAGCACUCUCUACAAGUAUAGUUGUAGGAUUUUCUUGCCUUUGGUGAUCUUCGGCUUUCUUUGGGUUCCCAUUACUAUCGAAUACCUURAAUGAUAAAAGAAAUAAUUGAUUACACAAUCCCUUUGUAAAAUAGCUAUGAAAUAUCUUAGCGUCUUGUUAUAGAAUGUGGAUUGUAACUAUAAAAGCAGGGGGAGGAGUGUACCAUGUCAACAACUUCAACAAGAACUUGUAGAUGGUCCAAGCACAUGGUCGACUCAAUCGCAACAAAUCUUUGCCAUCCACGAUUCAAAAAAAUCAAUCAAGUGCGGAGAGAGUAGCCUACAGAUCGAUAAGACUGAAGCUGCGUUCAUUGAGCUUAAUGCGACGGGAUGAAACUCAAAAUCUACCUAUAAAGUAUUAUUAAACCUACCAAUCCGGUCUGUUCAGUCCACGAAGAAUGAAAUCUCUUCUGGUUUUUAAUUCCUUUCACAAGAUCCUUCACCAUCCACCACUCUAAUUGGAAGAACUCUUCUCCGUCGAUUUGUUCAUCUACAGAUAGCAAAUCAGGACAAUCAAUAAAUGUUCAAACAUGCAUGUGUGCCACGCUUUACUAGUAAGUUUUUUUUUCGUCCAUUAAGACUUAUUAAUUGAGGUUAAGUUUAUAACUUACUAAGACAGCUMACAUGGAUUUUCUUACCUUCGAACUUUGAAGCAGUCGUAUCAUCAAAAUUUCUUUCUUUUAGCCACUCUACAACAUCACUAACCAACGAAUUCUUCGAGAUCGAAGACAUUUUUCUUUCAUUUGUAAUAACACGUAGACAAGUAACCGACAAAAAUCGAAAAGAGCGGCAAUGCGCAGCGCGUGCUCUUAAUAUACUUGAAGGGAGUUAUGGGUAAUUUUACCAUAUAAGGGCAACAAGAAGGACGACAGAUUGGGGCAUCGAAUUUCACGCGGGAAUCACAGUAAAUUUAAAGAACACAAACACAGAGAGAAAUAUAUUCAUAAUGAUUGUUGUUUAUCGGUAAAGGGCGAUUUAAAAUGCCAUACCGUUGUCAGCUGUGUACUGGUCAUAAUGAUGUUCCGUUUCAAGCAAAUUCUCGGGCGUUAAUUUUAAAUCAUUACAGUCGAGUGCACRGCCACGAUCCGAACUUUCACGUCACAUGUGGAAUUCAAGAUUGUAGUACGACAUUUAAAUCAUUCGAAGGAUUGAAGAGUCAUAUUCGUCGUCAUCACAAGGACUAUGAUUUACACUGUUUAGCCGAGGAUGUGAUGAYCGUAGCUCAAAAUGAAAAUCACUUAGCGGCCUUGGCAAGUGACAGCGACAACSAUGAUAGCAGCAACGAUCAAAUGUAUGUUGAUAAUCAAAGUAAUGCCAAUUCGGAUUCAGAGACUGACGAACUUGAAGAACUCACAAAGCAAAAUGCUUUAUUUCUUUUGAAAAUGAAGGAAACUCACAAUUUAACUCAGAAAGCGAUAGAUUCUGUAGUCACUGACACAGAUCAUAUUGUAAAGUGCRCAUUAGAAAACUUCAGRAAAGCAAUCYAAAACAAGUUGAGCAGCYCUGGUAUUAAUUGCGACGACGUACCAGGAUUGCAAGAACUGUUAUCAGAUGAUUCUCAUGUGGCAAAUAGACCCUUCUCUCUACUUCAAGGAAAAUAUCAACAAAUGAGUUAUUAUAGAGAACAUUUCAACCUUGUGGAACCACAGUGUUAUUCCUUGGGCCAGAACUAUGUUCAACAAAGGACAGGAGUCCGUCUGAAGAGAAAGGCCAAUCAUGAUGAAAUGGUUAUUGUACCACUACUUGAAAAUAUUGAACAGAUGUUAAAUGAUCCCACUAUUCUAUAUGAGGUUGAGAAUCCCCAUAAUAACACAACUGGUGAUGGUAGAAUAUAUGACUACUGUGACAGUGUAGCCUUCAAAAAUCAUCCACUAUUUGGAAAUGAUCACUCAGCUUUACAAAUACUGAUGUAUUAUGAUGAUGUUGAAGUGGUAAAUCCACUUGGAAGUAAAACCAAAAAGCACAAGCAAGGUAUAUUUUAUUACACACUUGGAAACAUCAGACCAAUUCACCGUUCCCAGCUGAAAGCAAUACAGCUUGCAGUCUUAGUUAAAAGAAUAUUCAUUACUAAAUAUGGUAUGAAUGCUAUCAUGGAGCCAAUAAUGGAAGAGAUUGCAGAGCUUGAGAAGGAUGGUGGCUAUGAGUUCAAAAUAAAUGGGGCAGUUAGGUCAUUUACUGGCACAAUAGCUUUUGUAUCAGGUGAUAACCUUGCUUCGCAGGAGAUUGGAGGAUUUACAGUUGGACCAGGGUCCAAUAAAUUGUGCAGAGAAUGUGAAGGUGAAAAAAUUGAAACCAAAACUAUGUAYGGGUUUAAAACCAGGAGGUACAGCAAAUAUGUGUUGAGUAUAUCAGUUACUCAUGUACAUUUAUAUAUAGUAAUUCUCUUAAAUAUUUCAUGUUCACAUAUCAUGUUCAAAUAUUUCAUGUUCACCCUCAGAACAAAGGAUAGGUAUGAUAAUCAGUGUGUUGAGGUCGAAGCAGAUCCAACUUUGUCAUCCACAUAUGGUGUCAAAUUUUCAUCUGGCCUAUGUCAAUCAAGAUAUUUCCAUGUUAUUGGAGGAUUGCCAGGCGAUGCCAUGCACGACGUAUUASAGGGUUGCUUGCAAUAUGAAUGCAAGGAACUGCUAAAAUAUUUGAUUCUGGAAGUGAAGUACCUAAAAUUGYAUGACCUCAAUUCAAGAUUAAAGGAUUUUGAUUUUGGGUACUACAAUGACAAGAAUAAGCCUUCCCAAAUAUCAGACAAAACUUUGACCUCUGAUAGUAACACCCUCCAUCAGAAAGCCUCUCAGAUGUGGUGUUUAGCAAGAACUUUGCCUAUGAUUAUUGGUGAUAAAGUCCCUCCUACAGAUGACAAGUGGAACCUCUUCCUGAAUAUYCUUGACAUAACUGAUGCCAUAUUURCUCCUGUUACAAGUCCAAACCAGGCUGCACAUGUUGCAAUACUUAUUGAAGACCACCAUGAGCAAUUCAGAUUGUUGUAUCCUAACUGCUCAAUAAUCCCCAAAAUGCACUAUCUUAUUCACUACCCCAGGGCAAUGAUAAGGUUAGGUCCAAUGGUGACGCAUUGGUGCAUGCGAUUCGAGGCAAAACACCGUCAUUUUAAACAGCUUGCAACAGUUCUUGGCAAUUUUACAAACUUAUKCUGGACUUUGGCAGAGAGACAUCAGCUAGGAAAAUGCUAUGAAAGGCACAAUAUCCAUAAGUGUACAGYAUGUGGACCAGGAAAACAAAAAGAAGCAGGAACAACAGAGUAUUUUCAAGAACUAAGUAUAAAAGAUCCAAACAUCAAUGCCAAUGCAGAUUUGAAUGAGCAUUCUUGGGUGACUGUAUCUGGCACAAAGUACAAAAUUGGAGCAGUUAUUCAUUCAGGAUUUUACCAGCUUCUCCCAAGCUUUUCAAUUAUCAAGAAAAUUAUUGUUGUUGAUGGAAAUUUAGAUAGAUUAUAUUUUUGUUUAGCCAGUUUAGAUACAAUUGAGUAUAGGGAACAUUACCAUGCAUUUAGAAUACGCCAACCCCUUGUAGAUCAUAUCACUGUGUGCAAGCAAUAUGAGUUUGCAUCAUUCUUGCCAUUGCAUAUCACCAAACCAUUCGGUAUUGCUGAUUCAUAUGUAAUUCCAAAAUAUGAUAUUGAUUUAUAUAAUUUGAAUUAAUGAAAUUUGGAUUGAGUUGCAUAAAUUAUAAUAAAUGGUUAUAAUCAUUUAUAUAGCUCCAGAACUACAAAAAAAAACAAAAAACAAUAUUUAUUUUCAAAUAUCAACAAGCAGCCAAUGGCGGCAUAACUCGGAGA